Molecule: messenger RNA, 3202 nt
Organism: Oryza sativa Japonica Group (Japanese rice)
Lineage: Eukaryota; Viridiplantae; Streptophyta; Magnoliopsida; Poales; Poaceae
Source: RefSeq, a predicted model, not a curated record
CGUCUCUUCUUCUCACUCUUCUCCUCUUUCUUGGUUUUGCCUCCUUGACGCGUUUCAAUUUUUUAGAUAGAAUAAAAUUUGUUCUUGUUUUAUUGUUUGAUUGGUUGUGUGAAAUAAAAAUAAUGAAAUUUUGCCUUGAAUGGGAUUUUCAUCUAGAAUGGACUUUUUUUUUGUGUGUUUCAUUGUUUGGUUGGUUGGUUGGUUGGUUGUUUGUGUGAAAUAAAAAGAGUGAAAUUUUGCCUAGAAUGGGAUUUUCAUCUAGAAUGGAGGGUUUUUUUUUUUGGGGGUUUCAUUGUUUGUUUGGUUGGUUGGUUGUGUGAAAUAAAGAGGACGAAAUUUUGCCUUCAAUGAGCGCUUUUGGUUUGAUUGGAUGGAACAAUUGCUGUUUGUCAUGUUAGUUUUCGUCCAAUGAUCAAUUUAAUCUGUUUUGCUUUGGUUGUUUGAAUGAUUCUUGCUGAUAAUUUUUUAUCUUAUCAUUCAUGUCACAUUGACAGCGAAAGUUUUGACUUUUCUUUUGAAAAAGUCAAGUCUCAUUGGUUUAUUGGUAAUUCCCUUCAAUUCGCUUGGAUCUAACAGAACCAUAAAUAAUAUUAAAUUGGUUUUAUUUUUUACCAGUCCUCACUGUAAAAAACAUGAUGAUUUAAGGAGCUUUAAAGAAACAGUGUUGCAUGCUAUUGGUUUAUAUUGGUGGUUGGUUUUGGCUUUGUACCUUUCUUUGGCGAUGAUAUGAUGGUUGAUUGGUUGGGUUCUUACAUUUUUUUUUUGUUGGCGAUGAUUAAGUUAUCAGCAAAUUGUUGUGGCCAGAGUGUGGAUUUAUUGGACGUGCCUUGAUCAUUAUACUUUUACAUGACAACCUCAAACAAUUAAACAUUUCAAGCUAGAUCGUUUCUGUUUUAAGAAAAUGAGUUAUUUGAAUGUAUGGAUUCAAAUAAAGGGCCAAAGGGUGAAUUGAUUCUGGGUACCGCUUCACUGAACCUAGCAGAGUACACAUCUGCUUCUGAAGAAGUCGAGAUAAUCCUCCCAUUGUCGGUGCCAAACGGUUCAUCCGAGUCUUCCCCAUCACUUCAUCUCACUUUGAGCCUGGUGGAAUUAGGACCUCCUCACCAAUCACCUGAUGCUUCACAGCGUUCUGCUGUUACCGCUCCAUUGUCACCUUCCAGUGGUGACUCUGUUCCUUCCAGCAAAGAUGAGGUUUCUUCUGUCAUUAAAGCGGGGCUGAGAAAUCUAAAAAUUCUCACAGAUCUAGUGUCGACACGGAGGUCCAAAAAGACUAACCGAGAUGAUGAUGGCAGUGAGGAUAAGUGCUAUGUUCACAGUGAUGGUGCUGAAUACCCUUCUGAUACUGACUCCCUCGACGAAGAUCUAGAUGAUAGAGAGCGGGAUGAUGGCUUAGGGGGUUCAACUGUCAGGAAAUCCUUCAGCUAUGGUUCCUUGCAGUCUGUGAAUUAUGCCGGUGGCCUACUUUAUGCACAUGCAAGGAUUGAUGGAGAGCAUGAGGACUGGAUAUACUACAGUCACCGGAAAUCUGAAGCGGGUUAUUCUGUAGAGCAAGAGGCCUCAUCCACUGCUGAAGAACCUGUGGUUUCAGUAUCGCGGAGGAGUCUGCUUCCCUGGAAGAAGAAGAGGAAAUUGAAUUUACGGUUAUUGAAGGUACUGAAGAAUAAAGGGGAACCUUUACUGAAGAAGGGGAAUGACGAAGAGGGAGGUGAUGACAUUGACUACGAUCGGCGAUUAUUGACCACUUCUGACGGAAAUGCUUUAGAGGGAUCAGAUAGCUCCAUCAAUAGUAUGGUGUCAAUAUUUGGUGAUGAUAAUUUUGUAGUUGGGAAUUGGGAGUCAAAGGAAGUACUUAGUCGUGAUGGCCACCUGAGGUUGUCUACCCAGGUGUUCUUUGCAUCAAUUGACCAGAGAAGCGAACGAGCUGCAGGGGAGAGUGCCUGUACAGCACUUGUAGCUGUCAUUGCAGAUUGGUUUGAAGCAAACCAGGAUCUGAUGCCAAUCCGCUCGCAGUUUGAUAGCCUUAUCCGAGAAGGGUCUCUGGAAUGGAGGAAACUCUGUGAGAACGAGACAUACAGAGAGCGAUUUCCUGACAAGCACUUUGAUCUUGAAACUGUCCUUCAUGCCAAGAUCCGCCCACUCACAGUUUCCCCCAACAGGUCAUUCAUUGGGUUCUUCCAGCCUGAAAGUACUGAGGAUGGAAGUGGAUUCGAUUUCCUUGAUGGAGCAAUGUCAUUUGACAACAUAUGGGAUGAGAUUAGCCGAGCAGCAGAGUGCUCCACUGAAAAACCUACUCUAUAUAUUGUCAGCUGGAAUGACCAUUUCUUCGUCCUCAAGGUUGAGGCUGGCGCAUAUUACAUUAUCGAUACACUUGGUGAGAGGCUGUAUGAAGGUUGCAGCCAAGCUUACAUCUUGAAGUUUGACGACAACACUACAAUUCACAAAGUACCUGCUGAAAAGAAAGAAGCCAACCCUGAUUCCAGCGGGCGGUUGAAGGAUUCGUCAGAUAGCUCAUCAACUGAUCAGGACAGCGGAACUGACACUGAAGAGUGCGAGCUCGUGUCGAAGGGUAAAGAAUCAUGCAAAGAGUACAUCAAGAGCUUCUUGGCUGCCAUCCCGAUCCGCGAGCUGCAGGCCGACAUCAAGAAGGGUAUCAUAGCAUCGACGCCACUGCACCACCGUCUCCAGAUCGAGUUCCAUUACACCGAAUCAUGCCCCGAGGAGAUCCCGCUGCCUGCUCCAUUACCUGCCAUUGAAGCUCCCUUUGAGUUCUCCUGGCCUGAGCCGCCUCCUGCCAUGGAGGUUACCCUAGCACCCGCAGUCGCCGCCAUAUAACUCACCAUGGAAGUGCCUGCCCUAAUGUUUAACAUAUAGAGAGCCUCUUUUUCAGGGCGAAUUGUGAAGUGAACCAGAUCAAAGAUUUGGCUUCGUUUCUAGUUUGCACUGUUUUUUUGCUGUCUAAUUAUGAUGAACUGACUAGUAUAGGUGACCCCCCCUCCCCCCCUUUGGUGUAUGUUUUCUACUUUUCUUCACCUUCCCUUCCAGGUUUUAGAGCUUUCAUUUUGUAAAGAAAGAAAGGGUGUUUGCUCCUAGUUAUCUUCACCUGUGAAGUGGCUUGUGCUCAACUUGUAAUCCUUGAACCAUAUCAUUAUGUUAAUUAAGCCCUUGUUAUCUUCUAAUACAUGUUCCUGCUGGUUUAAUCUCA